Vespa velutina is the source of this 4830-nucleotide messenger RNA. RefSeq lists its product as uncharacterized. The coding region runs from base 1437 to 2378 and encodes 313 amino acids. The transcript is spliced from 6 exons. Gene Ontology annotation, molecular function: oxidoreductase activity, acting on the CH-CH group of donors. The record is from RefSeq and is a predicted model, not a curated record. Gene Ontology annotation, biological process: lipid metabolic process. Lineage: Eukaryota; Metazoa; Arthropoda; Insecta; Hymenoptera; Vespidae. Gene Ontology annotation, cellular component: membrane.
UUAAAAUGAUAUUCUCGUAUAAAUUAAAAAGCGAAAAAAAAAGAAAAUCAAUUGCACCAUCUCACAGAAAGAAAGAGAUACCUCGUCCUAAGAUUUCUACCAUAAUCUUUCAGACUCAUUGUUCGUUCCAUUUUGGUGUACUCGUGCGCAUUAUAUCGAUUCGUUAGUCCAAUAAGCGCAGAUUACUGUGCGACGAUUGCGCAAAAGAGAAAGAGAAAGAGAGAUAGAUAGAUAGAGGAAGAAGAAAAAAGGAUAGAAAAUAGGGAUGGCGUAGGAGAAACGUAGGGCUCGGUCGCGCACGCUCUUGUCGACUCAUAUAAGUGAAAAAGAGAGAAAGAAAGGGAAAGAACGAUGAUGAAGGAAGAAAGGAUGGGAGGGAGAUAGAGAGAUAGAAAGAGAGAGAGAGGGAGAUAGAGAAGAGAGAAAGAGUGGGUGGAAAAAAGGAAGAAAAUGAUGUAAGAAAAGAGGAGUGAGAAAGAGAGAGAUAAAGAGAAUAUUGUGUAGCCCGCCGUCAAUGUGCUCUCAGUUCGAAAAUGUAACACGUGAUCGUGGUAUAUCUCUCGUUUUAGACUACUCGACAUUGAAUUUUCACCGACGUUAGUCGUUCCUGCCUCUUCCUCCGACGCGGGUGUUGCGUCCAAAGGGAAAUCCGUUGUGAUGAGGCACACCUCGCGCGAGGUAAAAUCUAUCGUCAUUCUAAUUACUUUCAUUGUUAUCUCAUUCAUCUCAGAGUCUUCUUGUCUACGACGUUUCUCUGUUUUGUCUUUUCUGUUUUUUUUUUUUUCUUUUUUUCUGGUCUUUUUUUUUUUUUUCUUUCAUGGUUUAUAUUCUCCUUCGUUCUUUCUUUUUCCAAUAAAAUUUUUUUUUAUGUCGCACAAGACACUUUCGAGAGAACAAUUAUUUUUAAGAAGAGAAAACAAAAAGAAAAAGAAUAAGAAAGAAAAAAAUGCAAUUUUUCAUUAAGUCAUUUGCUUUCAACUGCAACUCGACUUUCUCUCUUUCCCUCUCUUUCUUUCUCAUCAACUUGUCCGAUACUCAACAUAAAAAAAAAAAAAAAAAAAAAAAAAGGAAAAAAGAAAACUAUUUUCCCUCGUUUCAACGAUCUCUCAAUAUUAUUCUCAUUCGUUCCUCACGAUUUAGGUUCCUGCAAUGCGACGUGUGCAGACAGUACAUACAUAUCUACGCGCGCACGGAAGUAGUGAUCCGUAAUUCGGCCAUUUAGUAAAAUAUGUUCAAGCAUAAAAAAGAAAGUAAAAAAAAAAAAAAAAAAAAAAAAGAAAAAAGAAAAAUAAAACCAAUGCAUUAUUCUAAAUUUCGCGCCGAUAUGAUUAUUCAAGAAUGUAAUUCGUGUUAAAGAGACAAAGAUAGCGAUAAGGGGGUGAAGAAGGGAGGGAGGCAGACGAGGAGAAGACGGAGAAGCAGGAGGAAAGGGAAAAAUGGCGGUGGAUAUUUUAGACGAGGAUCAUCUGGCCGUGAGCGCGAUCGUUACGGUCGGAAUGCAAUUGAUAUUCUUCACGAUUGCCGCGACGUUUCAGCUGGACAAAUUGACGGAUUUUGCCGGCGGCACCAACUUCAUCAUUCUUGCCCUUCUCACUUUCUUUCUCGGCCAAAUGGGCAAGACCUACGACAAUCGACAGCUUAUGGUUACCGUAUUUGUAUGUUUAUGGGGUGUACGACUAUCAGGAUACCUUCUUUAUCGUAUCAUCAAGAUCGGACGAGAUAAAAGAUUCGAAGAUCGUCGAAGCAAUGUUAUUCGUUUCGCAGUUUUUUGGACCUUCCAGGCUGUAUGGGUUUAUGUUGUGAGUCUACCGGUAAUUAUCAUAAAUUCGCCUCGUCAUAAAAUCCCACCAGCGCCAAAAACGAUGACCAAUUUCGACAGUGCUGGUACUGGACUCUUCCUCAUUGGAUUCGCGGCAGAGACCUAUGCUGAUUUACAAAAGUUCGCUUUUAAACAGGAUCCCGUUAACAAUGGGAAAUGGUGUAACGACGGACUAUGGAGACUAUCUAGGCAUCCUAAUUAUUUCGGAGAGAUCGUAGUAUGGUGGGGUAUCUUUGUAAUAUCCUUGAACGUGAUCGAAGGAGCCGAAUGGGUUGUUAUCGCCUCUCCGAUCUUUACAACGAUCAUCAUCCUCUUCUUAUCGGGUAUGCCUUUACUGGAAAAGGCGUCGGACGAGAGAUACCGAGAUAAUGCUGAGUAUCGUUACUACAAACAAUCAACGUCACCAUUGAUACCAAUUCCACCUUCGAUCUACGUCGAAGUACCACGUUUUCUGAAGUUUGUUCUCUGCUGUGAAUAUCCUCUUUACAAUUCGUUAGACGCAAAGCCACGUUCGGCCGUAACCGAAUCGACGUCCAUCAGUUUGGCAGCAUCCACGUAGCUGUAGCCACACGCCGGGCGUCCUAACUCUGAGUCCGGCGUGCAAUCGACGACUACGGCGACAGCCAGCACAGCCUUUUAAACGACCUUCCUAGUACAUCGUUCUUAUCGAUAAUACGACAGGAAUAACAAUACGUGUUCUCUCUAACUCAAUUCGAUUCCGAGAAUUUCUCAUUAUUGUCCUUUCAGGACUUGUUACCUUGAAAAGUGAGUACACAAUGGAAAGAAUGAUCUAUAUAUUGUUGUUAUGUCUUUAGUUACCUGAUGAAUAUAUAGGAAUGAAUAUACCGUUCUAUAUAUUUAUGAAUGUAUGUACUUGUGUAUACGAGCACGUGUGUGUGUGUGUGUGUGUGUAUGUGUGUGCGUGCGCGCGUGUCGUGUGUUUAUUUCGAGAAAGAUCCUUUUUCUUUCAAAACAAAUCUCUCAUUAUCGUUUUCACGAUAAAUUCUUUGUAAUUUUCUCAAGGAUGAGUUCUUUGUUUUCUCUUUUUCUCUCGUAUUGACAAAAUGAGAAAGAGAGAGAAAGAGAAAGUGAUAGAGAAAAAGAGAAAAAAGAGAAAGAAACGAGGACGUUGAACGUUCUAUUAUUUUAAACGUUGGAAUAAAAGAAACAAAUUAUUUAUGGAUUUUUGCUAGCCGGCUGGUCCGGAUAUUAAUGAUGAAGACAACGGUGAUAUACAUAUAAAUAUAUAUGUAUGUAUUCAAGAUCGUGGAUAAAUAUGAAUUAGUAUUACAGAAUAACUUCUAAUCUUCCGCACAUUCCGUCUAAUCACUAUUUCGCCCUCUUUCUAAGGUACAAAUUUAAAAAAAUGGUCGAUGAUGACGUUUAAUCAAUAAAUUAAUUAACGUGACUUCGAGUUUACGGUACCGCUGGACAACUUUUCGAAGUUUACUAUCUUUGGCACAUAAAUCCAUCCGCGAUCAUUGUUAUUUACUCGUUUCGAUGGUUAAAUCUAAAAUUUAAUGGUUAAAUUAAAAAAGAAUAAAUAAAUAAUUAAUUAAUUAUAUAAAAGAGAAAGCUAUAUUAAUCGACGAUAUUAGAAGCUAAUGUAAAAGAAUUAUAAUGAAUAACUAUUGCAAGUAGCUUUGCAAUUAAAAAAAAAAAAAAGGAAAAAGAAAAAAGAAAAAAAAAAUAAACAAAUAAAACGAUGCAAUUAUCGAGCAUUGCGUUGCUCAGUUUUGAUCGCUUUGAGUCUCGUGAUUUAUUAGAAAUAUCUUUUCAUGGUAAUGAGAAAAAAGAAAAAAGAAAAAACAGAAAAAAAAAACAGAAAAAAUAACAGAAAAAAAAGUAGAUAAUCAUUACACGUGAGAAAUGCAAUAGCCAAAUCGAAGCAAUAUAAUUAAAAAUUGUAGCAAUAGCGGUCGAUUAAAGAAGAACGCCGAUUUCUAUAGGCGUUAUAAUUUUUCUAAAAAGAAAAGAGGAAAAAAGAAAUAUCCUUCUGCCAAUAAUGAGAACGAAAAAAAGUUUAAUUCAUUUAAUUGGAAAAAUUCAAUAAUAGAAAUCGGUGCAUAGCAGAUACGACGUUUCGAUCGUUAUAAAAAAGAAAAUAAUUGUCAAUUAAGUGUUCUAACGUCGAUCAGUAAUCUCAUUAAUAUUCGCCUUGCGCUAAAAGAAAAUUACAAUAAUAAUAAUUAACGUAAAAAUACGUAUUGCAUAAAACGAUGUCGAACGUGAUUAUCUAAAAACUUUAUAAUGUAAUCGCGCUACCUCGAAUGCAAUGGCCUCGAUUUGGGACCGAAUAUAUUUACUAUAGAGAAAAAAAAGAAAAAUAAAAAGAAAGAAUUAAAAAAAAAAAAGAAAGAUAUAUAACGUAAAAAAUAUACGCUUGGCAAAUUCGUGCCAUUUUGUCGGGAUUCAACAAUACGCAACAAUGUUAAAUGAAGAUCUAAAAUGCUCGUUGUAAACGUGAUAUAGAUGAAAAGAAAAGAGAAUUAAUACUAGAGAUAUUCAAUGUAUAUGCGUUAUAAAUAAAAUGCGUUAAUAGUUUUUUACCUGCACGUAUGUAGUACUUAUGUACUAUUAUCGUAUCGCGUGAUCUUUCGAAUAUAAUUGAAAUUAAUUUUAGAAAAAUGCAGUAGAAUCUUUACCGCGUUCUAUCUAUCAAUCAUUGUAUCUAUAUUAAUUAAAAUCUAGCAAUACGAAACAUAUCUUAGUGGCCGAUAGAAAAUAUUAUUGUUAAAAGAGGAUAAAAAAUAAUAUAUAUAUAAAAAAGAACAAAAAAAAAAAAAAAGAAAUAACAUACAGAAAAUUUGUUCGAUAGUCUUAAUUCUUAGAUAGUCUAUAAUAUAGAUUUAACAAUAAGACAAGAUUUCUGGCCGAUAUUGUGACGUAACAAAAUGUAGAAAAAAAAAAGAAAAGAAAGAAGAAAAAUAUUGAAAAGAUCGUUGUUGCUAAAGAGAAUCUAUAAAAUUGUACGAUAAUAAAUCGUUGUUAGAUCCAACGAAAAAAUCAUA